Molecule: messenger RNA, 722 nt
Organism: Sus scrofa (pig)
Lineage: Eukaryota; Metazoa; Chordata; Mammalia; Artiodactyla; Suidae
Gene: C17H20orf141
Product: chromosome 17 C20orf141 homolog
Source: RefSeq, a predicted model, not a curated record
UGGGUGUGUGGGGAGGAGGAGAUUCCCGAGAAGCCCAGCUCUCCACUGCUUGAGCUCACCCUUGAGUGUCCGCCAGGGCCCCCCAUCGCCCUCCCCCAUGGUCUCAUCCCCCAGAUUCCUACCCUUCCCCAUUCCUUGCUGUAACUGCCAGCUCCCUCCAUGACCCAGCUCUGCUCAUCCAGGCCCAAGGGCCCUGCUUAUUCUAUCCCAGGCCUUCCCAGGGGCCUGGGUGCUGGGGAAGGAUCGGGUAGCCCAGUGGGUCCAUGUGUGUCUCCUGGGGGCCCUAGCCCAGCCCAGCUCCUGGACAGUGUCCUAGGGCUGGGGGCACUGGGGCUGACAAUUUGGGCCGUCUUUUCCACAACUGGCCCAGCCUCACUGCUGCUGCUGCUGCUACUCGUCAGCUUCCUGGCCUUCGAUCUGCUCCACCGGCCUGCAGGUCCCACCUGGCCACAGCACACACAUCCACGUCUCACAGGGGGCCAGAGUCAGGGCGCCGGCGAGGGUCCGGGACAAGUGGAGGCUCUACUCCUGCCCACGGUGGGCACAGGACAACUCGCCCUCCAGGAGGCUCUGCUGAUGCUGCUCUUGGGCCUGGGGCUCCUCCUGGGAGCCCGUGGCAUGCCCUUGACCCUGCUAGCCCUGGCUUUCUGUCUCCAUCCUUGGGCUUGAGUGUCCUCCAGAAAUACACUGGCCAUGCUAUUUCCUCAGGCCUUCUUUCCUCC